Geodia barretti is the source of this 429-nucleotide messenger RNA. The record is from the annotation of a GenBank genome assembly. Lineage: Eukaryota; Metazoa; Porifera; Demospongiae; Tetractinellida; Geodiidae.
ACACUGCCAGGUGACGUCAUAGCUCAUGAAACUCCGCCCCUUCUCUGCCUUUUUGAAAGAUGGUACUAGUUAGCUUGCUGAGACUGGGAGCUAGAAGAAUCCCCAUGACCUCCAAGAGAGGCAAACAGAACUUUUACAAAGGUCGUGGUGCCAAGUCAACCGGAAGACACACAAGAAAAGGUGGCUUUAUUGUGAUGAGAGAGAAGAUCCCUGAGCUGGUUGUGCCAUCUUUAGAAGGUUUUGAGCUGAAGCCCUAUGUGUCCUACAAGGCACCUUACGUCAGUGGAAAAGUUAUCACGGCUCAGGACAUUCUAGAUGUCGCUGGACGUCCAGAGCCUAGCUAGCUAUGACAUCAUCAUUACAUCACCAUCAAAUCACCAUUAUACAGUGAACCUCUUGGAGAAAUUGAAAAGCUAUUGUUCAGAGUGG